CGCCCGGCACCAUGGAUCAGCCCAAGCCGCGCUCGUUGCGCCUCGGCGUCGUCGGCUGCUCUCACGGCACCCUGGACGACAUCUACGCCAGCGUCGAGCGCUGCGACGAGGAGGCGCGUGCGCGAGGAGAACCCGAGGUCGACCUGGUCAUCUGCUGCGGCGACUUCCAGGCCAUGCGCAACGUGUCGGACCUGCAGACGAUGGCCUGCCCCGUCAAGUACCGCGCUCUCGGCCACUUCCACCAGUACUACAGCGGCCAGAAGCGCGCGCCCAAGCUCACUAUCGUCAUCGGCGGCAACCACGAGGCGUCCGGCUACCUCUGGGAGUGCUACCACGGCGGCUGGCUCGCGCCCGACAUCUACUUCCUCGGCUUUGCGGGCUCGGUCCUCGUCGAUGGCUGGUUGCGCAUCGCCGGUGCGAGCGGGAUUUGGAAGGGCGGCGACUGGAAAAAGGGGCAUUUCGAGACGGUCCCCUUUGACGACCGCACGAUCCGCUCCGUCUACCACAUCCGCGAGUACGAUGUCGCCCGCCUUCUUCAGCUCAAGAACCGCGGCGACUCGGUCGACGUCUUCCUGUCGCACGACUGGCCGCUCGGCAUCGAGCAGCACGGCGACACCGAGACGCUCUUGCGCGAGAAGCCCUUCUUCCGGGACGAAGUCGCCACCAACUCGCUCGGGUCCCCACCCCUGCACGCCCUCCUCACCUCUCUCCAGCCUCGCUACUGGUUCUCGGCCCACCUGCACGUCAAGUUCGCCGCCCUGUUCCACCACGAUGGUCGUCCGACGCAGCUCGUCAAGCGCGAGCCGAGGAGCUGGGGCGGCCAAGGGCAAGACGGUCGAGCCGUUCAGCCGGUCGAGCGGCUCAAGGCGGGCGGCCCGGCCGCCAACCCGGACGAGAUCGUGCUCGAGGACGACGAGGAGGACGACGUCGACGCCUCGGCACCCGCCAUGAGCGGGGUCCAGAGCGCCGAGGGCCCGCAGAGCGAGGAGAAGGGCUGCCCGGGCGGGUGCAGCGCCGAGUCGCAUGCGCACGUCCCGGCGACGGUCAAGGCGGUCGAGAACCCGGACGAGAUCGCCCUCGACGACGAUGACGACACGGCGCAGGGCGAGGACGUCGAGAUGAGGGUCGAGUCGGACGUCAAGGCGCCCGAGGAGAAGGACGACGAGGUAGAAGAGCCGGAUGGGGCGUCGACGAGGUUCCUCGCGCUCGGCAAGCCGGGCAGAGGCCGUGACUUCCUUCAGGUCCUCGACAUUCCCUCGACCUCGACCUCGUCUUCAUCCACCUCCUCGACCUCGACCGCGACUGUGCCCGCAUCGUCCAACACUUCCUCUUCUACCGCCGCGCCCGUCGACGCUUCCCCCGUCACCUCUGCGCCUGUCGAGCCCUCGCCCGCCGCGCCCGCCGCCGACGCCGACGCUGCGACCGCCGAGGGCAGCGCACCUUCGACCGAGGCUCGCGACGCCUCUGCCGCCCUCGCCACGCCUUCUCCUCGUCGCCCCAAGCUCUACUUCGACCCUCACUGGCUCGCCAUCGUUCGCGCCACCGCGCCCUGCCUGUCCCUCAACCCUCGCCCGAUCCCGUUCCCGCCGCUCUCCGAGCUCGCGCAGCGCAUCGAGGCCGACUACGCCUGGGUCCUCGAGCAUGUCGGCAAGAACGGCGACGGCCUGGUCGAGGUCGACGACGUCAUGCGGUUCGCGAGGACGGCGCCGACGCAGGAGGAGUGGGAGGCCCAGGGGAUGAUCCAGAUGCCGUCGUGGUACACCAACCCGCAGACGCUCGCCUUCGCCGCCCUCCUCCAGAUCGAGAACAAGAUCAACCCCAUCCCCGAGGGCUACCUCCAGGCGCUCGAGGCCGAGAAGGCUCGCGCACUCGCCGCCGCCAAGGCCGAGGCGCUUGCCGAGGUCGACCGGGCGGGCGACGUCGUCGACGAGGAGCCGCAGGGCGAGACGGCGCACGAGGUGGUCGACAAGGGCGAGGACGUGCCUGCGGGCCAGGCGUCGGUCAACCCCGAGGAGAUCGCCAUCGAGGACGAUGACGAGUAG
This is a messenger RNA of Rhodotorula graminis WP1, 2042 nucleotides long. RefSeq lists its product as uncharacterized. The record is from RefSeq and is a predicted model, not a curated record. Gene Ontology annotation, molecular function: RNA lariat debranching enzyme activity. Gene Ontology annotation, cellular component: nucleus. Gene Ontology annotation, biological process: mRNA splicing, via spliceosome. Lineage: Eukaryota; Fungi; Basidiomycota; Microbotryomycetes; Sporidiobolales; Sporidiobolaceae. The transcript is spliced from 8 exons. Bases 12 to 2042 code for a protein of 676 amino acids.